AUGUCUUCAACAGUGAAUCUUCAAUCAAACGGACCCACUAUUACAGUGAUUACCAACAUGUACAAACCAAAGACCACACAGAUUUGCAACUGGAAAAGUUUUUUGAAAGAUGAACUUCAUCCAAGAAGUUUUUUAUUCGGAUAUCUUUAUCCUGAAGAUUUUACAAAAUUUCAGUGUAUAUUAUCAGUAUUCAAGUAUUUAGUAUGGAGAUCUGUAUGGGCUAUAGUAUUUCUAUUUAUGUUGAUAUUGAAUGGUACUAUAAGCGACUAUUGGAGUCAUAGUAAAUACAAACAUUAUCAAUGGUUUACCUAUCUAACACAUUGGACAUCUUAUUUAUUAGCUGUAACGACCACUGUAGAUGUCAUCUGUGUUAUACAUAUAUAUCUUUAUAAACCUGAUAUUGUUAAAGAAGAAUAUAGAAGGAUGCCAUGGUUUUUACAAGUCAACUGGUUUCUAACAACAUGUAGUAACAAUAUCACCUGUUUAAUUUCUAUAAUACAUUGGGUCUUUAUUUAUCAAGGAGAAACUGUAUCGAUAUUUUCAUUGGUGACUUAUGGUGGAAUAGCUCUAUAUACUAUUGUAAAUCUAUGUUUGGUGGCAGCUCCUGUUCGUAUCUAUCAUAUGAUAUACCCUAUGUUGGUCAUGUGUUUCUAUGCACUGUGUAACUUUAUAUACCAAGAAUAUAACUUACCCAAUAAUAUUGGCAGUGACAAGAACUACCCUGGUUGGAAUUCAAAUACAGAUAUUAUCCAUACUGAUUUAUUGUUUAUACUGAUAUCGGGAGUGGUGCACCAGUUUUUAUAUUUAGUAUAUAUACUAAGAUUAGUAGCUAGUAGAUACUGGUGUGUCACCAACAGAACUUCUAUAUACUGGCAACCAGACAAUACUGGCGAUCUCACCAGACAAGAUAUCCGUUAUACGUUUCUUACUCCAACCUAAAGAUCAUCUAUGUUCUCGAUGGUAAAACAGGAUAAUGAAUAUUUCACCAAAAUGUAUUCUUGGUCUUUGGAGCCGCCACUGUGACGAGUUACAAUUCAGACCAUUGUUGUCGACCGUUUUCAAGUCCAAUGGCUACUUUCUGUCACGUCAUCAAGCAAGAGGCAAUGAAAAAUAAAAUCUGAAACUCAUUCUGAACAGCCUGUCGUUAUGGUGUCGGGAAUAUUAUAUCUCGUUGAAAAUACUAAUAAAAUUCUAUAUAUUUU
Messenger RNA from Lottia gigantea (owl limpet), 1202 nucleotides. RefSeq lists its product as hypothetical. The coding region runs from base 1 to 939 and encodes 312 amino acids. NCBI's taxonomy places the organism in Eukaryota, Metazoa, Mollusca, Gastropoda, Lottiidae. The transcript is spliced from 4 exons. The record is from RefSeq and is a predicted model, not a curated record. Gene Ontology annotation, cellular component: membrane.